AUGGCCUUCCCGACAAACGUGCUGGGCAUCCUCAUCGCCGUCGUCAGCGGCUUCGCGCUCGUCCACUCGGCCGACUCUAUCCCGCGGCUGCUCAAGUACGAGGACAAGGCCAAGAAGGCGGCCGAGUGGAGCAGGACGGCCGAGAAGCAACUCUGGGAGAUCCGGUACACGGUUGGGACGGGCUUCGUCGGCUGCCUCCUCUCGGCCGUCAGCGGCAUCGCAUUCUCCCUCUUCGUCCCCCGCGGCCCGGGCGUCGUUGCCGUCGGCUGGCCCGCCCUGCUCGCCGCGGGCCUAACCUACGGGCACCGCUUUAUUCGCGGCUUCUGGGCGUCGAAGCCCAAGGUGCCAAUGAUGACGGACUUCAACGAGGCCAUCUCGGACACGACCAUGGUGCAGGACAUGAUGAACCCACUGGCCGGCGCUUGGGCCCUUGUGGCGGUCUGCAAGCUUGUCGGGCUGUAG
Messenger RNA from Colletotrichum destructivum, 462 nucleotides. RefSeq lists its product as uncharacterized. The record is from RefSeq and is a predicted model, not a curated record. NCBI's taxonomy places the organism in Eukaryota, Fungi, Ascomycota, Sordariomycetes, Glomerellales, Glomerellaceae. The transcript is spliced from 2 exons. The coding region runs from base 1 to 462 and encodes 153 amino acids.